UUGAAGUGAAACUGUCCAAAAAAGACUUGACCUUUAAUAAGUUUAUCAAAGUGACUCAGAGAGUAAGAGGCUCUGCAGUCGAAGCUUUGAUAAGGGGCGGUUGCAGUUGAUAGACUAUGAACGUUCAAACGGGAAAGUUCAGAUAAAUCAGACAGUUUUCACAGUUAUAAAUUUUGCCUUGAUUGAUCAGACUUUAGGAUUGAUUGAGUUGUCAAAAAGGAAGAGCAUUUCAAAUUCCAAUUCCAAUCUCUCCAUGUCAUUUGGUUUGUUGGUACCACCAAUACAACUAUUCUGUUUGACAAGAGGGCAGAAUCACCUCUCUGUGGCCAAAAAGAUUUCUCCUCAGAACAACAGGCACAGAAGAACCAGAGAUAUUAAGAAAAUUGUAUUUUCUGUCUCCAAUAGGGAUGAGCUGAGCCUCCUCAGAGGCAUUUGUGGUUGGUUUGUUCUUCAGUGACUUUAUCCACCAGUUUUCAAGUCUGCAUCUCUCUCUCUCUCUCUCUCUCUCUCUCUCUCUCUCUCUCUCUCUCUCUAUAUAUAUAUAUAUAUAUAUAUAUUCUUCUUUCAUUGCAAUUUGUCCCCCACAAUAAAAGUUCAUCUCCAUCAUCAUCAUCAUCAUCAUCAUCAUCAUUGCCAUUUGGACUCCAACAAAAUGAAGAAAAGGGCAUGCCUAAUUCUAGUGGCCAGUCUUCUGAGUUGGGUUUGUGUAACAAGCAGACCUUUUACAUCCUCUGACUUCGCUCAUCAACAAGCUGAUCAAGACCAAAACCCACAUCCCCAAGAUGCAACCUUUGACCCAAAACAGGGAGUUGAAGGCAUUGAAGGACUUCCGGGAGAUGAUGAAAAUGAAGGGAAGUAUAGAGGGCUGAGCAGGCUUGGCUCAAGACCACCAAAUUGUGAGCACAAAUGUCAAGGCUGUGUGCCAUGUUUUCCAGUUCAGAUACCCACAACCACAGACCAAAUUGGACUUCAAUAUGCAAAUUAUGAGCCUGAAGGAUGGAAAUGCAAGUGUGGCUCUACUUUCUUCAACCCAUAAAUGGUUCAGUUUUUUCAAGUUCAAACUUCAGAGACAACUUGAUCAUCAAGAUAGGUUAUAGCAGAUAGCUUCCAUCAGUUAGUUUCCAAACUCUAGCGAGGCAGCAUGCCAUUGCCAUGUAUAAACUGAUCCAAUUCAUUUUUAAUUCUUUUGUUUGUUCCCCUGAA
Molecule: messenger RNA, 1203 nt
Organism: Prunus dulcis (almond)
Lineage: Eukaryota; Viridiplantae; Streptophyta; Magnoliopsida; Rosales; Rosaceae
Product: EPIDERMAL PATTERNING FACTOR-like protein 6
Exons: 3
Coding region: 653-1036 (127 amino acids)
Biological process (GO): guard cell differentiation; stomatal complex development
Source: RefSeq, a predicted model, not a curated record